Molecule: messenger RNA, 2070 nt
Organism: Miniopterus natalensis
Lineage: Eukaryota; Metazoa; Chordata; Mammalia; Chiroptera; Miniopteridae
Gene: KCNAB3
Product: potassium voltage-gated channel subfamily A regulatory beta subunit 3
Biological process (GO): potassium ion transport; regulation of potassium ion transmembrane transport
Cellular component (GO): cytoplasm; voltage-gated potassium channel complex; membrane
Molecular function (GO): transmembrane transporter binding; voltage-gated potassium channel activity; potassium channel regulator activity
Source: RefSeq, a predicted model, not a curated record
AGUAAGGAAGAGAGGCAUUGGACAGUGUAUCCAGAGGAAGUCAUUUAUUUGUUCACUUAUGCUGUGGGCAUAGCACUGCCCAGUUUGUAGCCUACUGGGUCUAGUUUCUUUGGACUGGACACCCUGAGGGCUUCUCAUUCUGGAAGGAGAGGAGCUGGGAGCUGAUAAUCUAUGUCCCUAAUGGAGGCUCCACACCUUCCUGCUACUUCUGUCUCCUGCAGAAACCUAGGAAAGUCUGGUCUUCGUGUGUCCUGUCUUGGCCUAGGUACCUGGGUCACAUUUGGUUCUCAGAUCUCAGAUGAGACAGCAGAGGAUGUGCUGACAGUAGCCUAUGAGCACGGUGUAAACCUGUUUGACACCACUGAAGUGUACGCAGCUGGAAAGGCUGAAAGAACCCUAGGCAACAUCCUCAAGAGCAAAGGUUGGAGGAGAUCAAGCUAUGUCAUCACCACCAAGAUUUUUGGGGGAGGACAGGCAGAAACUGAGCGAGGCUUGAGCCGCAAACACAUCAUCGAGGGCUUGCGAGGAUCUCUGGAACGCCUCCAGCUGGGAUAUGUGGACAUCGUCUUUGCUAAUCGCUCAGACCCCAACAGUCCCAUGGAGGAGAUUGUGCGAGCCAUGACCUAUGUCAUCAACCAGGGCCUGGCCCUAUACUGGGGGACAUCCCGAUGGGGAGCUGCAGAAAUCAUGGAAGCCUACUCUAUGGCCAGACAGUUCAAUCUGAUCCCUCCAGUGUGUGAACAAGCAGAGCACCAUCUGUUUCAGAGAGAGAAGGUGGAGAUGCAGCUACCAGAGCUCUACCACAAGAUUGGUGUUGGCUCAGUUACCUGGUCCCCUCUGGCCUGUGGCCUCAUCACUAGCAAGUAUGAUGGGCGAGUCCCAGAUCCCUGCAGGGCCACCAUCAAGGGCUACCAGUGGCUCAAGGACAAAGGGCAGAGUGAGGAAGGCAAGAAGCAACAAGCCAAAGUCAUGGACCUUCUCCCCAUUGCUCACCAGCUGGGCUGCACUGUGGCACAGCUUGCUAUUGCGUGGUGUCUCCGCAGUGAGGGUGUCAGUUCAGUCUUGCUGGGGGUGUCGAGUGCAGAGCAGCUGAUUGAACAUCUGGGCGCGCUACAGGUGCUGAGCCAGCUGACCCCGCAGACGGUUAUGGAGAUAGACGGGCUUCUGGGGAACAAACCACAUUCCAAGAAAUAGUCCGUCGGGGGGCGCAGCGAGCCAAACCCGGGGCCGCUGCACCCCUGCCCACCCAGAACUGCUUCCCCGCAGCCGAAUCCCUCCUGCUCCAGGUCCCUCCACGCAGCGGCCAGAGCCAGAGAAGCCCCGCCCACUAACGAGUUCCGGCUUCGAAAAUCGACUCGCAUGAACAAAGCCAUAUCCUUCCGCAGUGGAGCUUGAGAGGAAAAGUAGUCCGCUGCUCCCUGCUGCGUUCUCCUAGGCCUUUUUGCUAAUCCCAGGCAUGAGCUACUGAGCCGUCCCCACUGCCAUUUGGUCUCGCUCCCUUCUCUCUUAUCUCAAUAGCUGAGGCCCAUUAAAAAAAGCUAAAUGGAAGACAUAAGAGAGGCAGAGUACCUCAAAUGUGGCCCUUGAAAUGUCAUCAAGGGGUAAUAACCUAAUAAGUGAGUGUGAUUUCAUCUGGGACAAAGGAAAAUGUUGUGCGAUACAAAGGAAGCCAGGCUGGCCCUGGCAGGAAGUAAAUGAUAAUCUUUGGGAAACCAGGACCCUGCCACCCUGCCAGGAAAUGAAGGAGGGCUUAAAACUAGAAUUAAAGUUAAUACGCUGUUUCUGACAAAAGUGGAGGGAAAUUUGAUGGCAGAUGUAUAAGCUUGGCCAAGGUAGCCCUUAGAAAAGAGUUGGGCUGUGCUUUGCAGGAAAUAGUGACAGGCUUUAGGUCACAGCAGAGAUAUGGGGCUGACAUAAAAAGCUCUGGGGAUAGACUUUUGAGCCUUGAGUGGGACUUCCUACCCAGCAGAGGAGGACUGGUCUUUGUUCUGGCAAAAAUCUUAAAGCAAUAAUGAUGGCCCUUGUGUAAGACUUUCCAGGGGAUUGUAAAUAAAAUCUUAAUCCUUCUCA